Molecule: messenger RNA, 2983 nt
Organism: Talpa occidentalis (Iberian mole)
Lineage: Eukaryota; Metazoa; Chordata; Mammalia; Eulipotyphla; Talpidae
Gene: TIGD2
Product: tigger transposable element derived 2
Exons: 2
Coding region: 1053-2630 (525 amino acids)
Cellular component (GO): nucleus
Molecular function (GO): DNA binding
Source: RefSeq, a predicted model, not a curated record
CGCCGAGCGCGGCGGUGACACCCUGGUCGCCGGCGUCCACGGAGGAAUCCGGCUCCCUCCGCGUGAGCAGAGACGUCCCGCGCGGCGGAGCGCGCCCUGCGGGGAGAGGCCCUGGUAACGCGGCUUCUCGCUGACCUCUUAAUUUCAGGAGGUUUGGGAAGCUCGGAGUUCCUAUACAGCCCCCCACAGGAACUACUUCUAUUGACCCUUCGAGGAUCAUCUUUCACCAGGAUUAUUGUACCAUCUCACGGAGCCUUCCACCCCCUACCCUCUACCAUUGGUCCUGAUUUCUACCAAUGAAGUGUUUUGAUGCUUUCUGUAGUCACGUGACACAGUCCUUGGCCACCUUUUUCCUUUCCAGUUGCCAAAUACAUUAGGUGUAAGUUUGUGUGGUGUUAAAGUACAAAGUUUCCUGCCUGCCUACUUUCACCUUAGUCGCACCGCUCACUUCUGUCCCGCUUUGCUUUAACGUGCUUACCUGUAAUUUCCAUAACCACUCACUUGGGUAACCUAUAUAAUCCUUGCCUAGAAGACACAGCAUUCCAUGCAGUGCGCUGCUGAACAAAGACAGCAGUUCAAGGACGAGCUUUCCCGUUAGAUUUUCCUUUAUGUCACUUCUGCAAGUCCUAUCGACUUUAACUGUAUUCCCUGGUCCAGUUUCCAAAUAGUCCCACCUGAGUCUUAGUUCCUUUAGCAAAGAACCUCACCUGUGAUGAUGGCAGGAGCAAUCAAGCAGACCAUAAGAUUGUUGUGGAGACCUUGCUGUUUACAGUCUUGGUUGUAGUCGCCAUUGAAUUUGCAGUUCAUGAAAAGGGGAAUAAAGUAGAAGAGCUAGUUCUCGCUGUAGGAACUUUGUAAGUUUCAAAACAAAAGUAAAGAGACGCACAGUGGCCUUACUUAGAUUGACCAGCACACUAUUCAUCUAGGUCCUGGGGGGAGUUAGGGGAUUUAGAGGAGGGAUCUUAAGACUGCAUUUUCUAGUAACAUUGUGUACAAAUCUUAAGUGUUAAAUAUCUUAUUCUAGUAAUUGCCCAAUAUAUUAGACACUUAAAAUGCUGGGAAAACGUAAGCGUGUAGUUUUGACAAUUAAAGACAAGCUUGACAUUAUUAAGAAACUUGAGGAAGGCAUCUCUUUCAAAAAGCUUUCUGUGUUGUAUGGAAUUGGUGAAUCCACAGUUCGUGAUAUUAAAAAGAACAAAGAAAGAAUAAUAAACUAUGCAAACAGUUCAGAUCCUACAAGUGGGGUAUCUAAACGUAAAUCUAUGAAGUCAUCAACAUAUGAGGAACUUGAUAGAGUUAUGAUAGAGUGGUUUAACCAACAGAAAACAGAGGGCAUUCCUGUAUCCGGAACGAUUUGUGCAAAACAAGCCAAGUUCUUUUUUGAUGCUUUGGGGAUGGAAGGUGAUUUUAAUGCAUCAUCUGGCUGGCUAACUCGAUUUAAGCAGCGCCAUGGUAUCCCAAAGGCUGCUGGUAAAGGGAUAAAAUUAAAAGGAGACGAAACUGCUGCCAGUGAAUUUUGUGGUAACUUUCAGGAAUUUGUUGAGAGAGAAAAUCUACAACCUGAGCAAAUUUAUGGGGCUGAUCAAACUGGAUUGUUCUGGAAAUGUCUGCCAUCAAGGACAUUAACUUUUGGAACUGAGCAAAAUAUUUCUGGCUACAGGUCAAGCAGAGAGAGAAUCAUUAUCAUGUGUUGUGCAAAUGCCACAGGUUUACACAAACUUAAUCUUUGUGUUGUGGGAAAGGCAAAGAAGCCUCGUGCGUUCAAAGGAGCUGACCUUUCAAACCUUCCUGUCACUUAUUUUAGUCAAAAAAGUGCAUGGAUAGAGCAUUCUGUUUUCAGGCAGUGGUUUGAAAAAUUCUUUGUACCACAGGUGCAGAAGCAUUUGAAAUCUAAAGGGCUUCUAGAGAAAGCAGUGCUGCUUUUGGAUUUCCCCCCAGCACAUCCGAAUGAAGAAUUGUUGCGUUCAGAUGAUGGCAGAAUAAUUGUGAAAUAUUUGCCACCAAAUGUCACAAGUCUGAUUCAACCAAUGAGCCAGGGAGUACUAGCCACGGUAAAAAGAUACUACCGAGCAGGACUUAUCCAGAAAUACAUGGAUGAAGGAAUUGACCCAAAAAUGUUUUGGAAGAAUUUAACAGUAUUGGAUGCAAUUUAUGAAGUUUCCAGUGCUUGGAAUAUGGUGAAAUCAAGUACCAUAACCAAAGCAUGGAAAAAACUUUUCCCUAGCAAUGAAGAGAGUUCGGGAAUGAACAUUGAUGAAGGAGCCAUCUUAGCAGCUAACUUAGCAACAGUUUUACAGAAUACAGAAGAUUGUGAACAUGUUGGCAUUGAAAAUAUUGACCAAUGGUUAGACUCUCACAGUAAUGACUCAAGCUGUCAGGUGUUAACUGACAGUGAAGGUGUGGAAAACCAGGCUAGGCCUGCUGGGCAAAAGUCUUCCAAUAAGGCUAGAAAAACAGAACUGAAUCCAGAGAAGCAUAUUAGCCAUAAAGCUGCACUUGAAUGGACCGAAAACUUACUGGGUUAUCUAGAACAACAAGAUGAUAUGCUUCUGUCUGAUAAACUGGUAUUGCGGAGGCUUCGAACCAUAAUAAGAAGAAAACAGAAGAUCCAAAAUAACAAAAAUCACUAAUAAUGGUCUUAAGGAUUUUGGCAUCUCUGGACCUUUGUGACUAUGUGCGGUAGAACUUAAUGAUCUUGUUUGAAGUGCUGUGGAUUCCAAGGCCAAAUAUAUUUUAUAAACAAUUUUAGAAUUAGAUGCCAUUUUGGAUUACUUAAAUUACUGUGCUUUAAUGUCAACUCUAGUAAGUGAGCAUUGACAUGUACCUUGUUGACUGUUUCUAAUCUGUAUUAGACUAAUUAGAUCAUAAGGUACCUGAGGCCAGGGAUCUUGUGUCUGUUUUGUGCCUGAAUUUCAUUGUGUCUAAUACAGAGUCAUGCACACUAUAGGCAAUCAAUAAAUCUUUCUAAAUUGAAUUUUUAUGA